This is a messenger RNA of Hevea brasiliensis (rubber tree), 2030 nucleotides long. RefSeq names its product E3 ubiquitin-protein ligase RGLG4. Lineage: Eukaryota; Viridiplantae; Streptophyta; Magnoliopsida; Malpighiales; Euphorbiaceae. The transcript has 11 exons. The record is from RefSeq and is a predicted model, not a curated record. The coding region runs from base 343 to 1623 and encodes 426 amino acids.
CAGUAUUACCCAAAUCUGAUUCUUUACCACCCAAAGCAGUGGGUUCGGUGGGAUCAGUUUGCCUUAGAACAGAACCUUAUAAUCCCCAUUCUCUACGCAAUCUUUCUUUAGUAUUAUCCUUAACUUGUUUCAGAAGCACUUAGCUUUAGGGCUAUACCAACUGCAAAUUAGACUUCCCAUUCUGUUUUAAAUCUUCCGUGCAGACGACAAAGAGCAUCAAUUCGAUCUUUACACUUUAUACAGGAAUUUCCAGUUCUUUCCACUCCCUUUCCUUCUUCAACUAAUUCUUCUCUGUAUUUCCCUCUUUUUCCGACCCCUAAAUUUUGAACUAGUAAGGAUGAUAUGGGUGGCUUAUUGUCAUAUCUUAAGCCUAAGAAAGAAGUUAUUAACGGUGGUGGAAGUAUUAGCAGCGGCAACGGCAACAUAGUCACUAGGAGAAGAACAUCUUCAUCUUUUUCAUCUUCACAUUAUCCAACCAUGUCUAGAGAACAAUCACUGGGUAAUUCCGCCAGUAGCAGUCGAGCAAAGGAUGCUGCUCUUCAAAAGGUGUUAUCAAUCAAGAAAAAAUAUGCUUUUAUACCUGACAAUUUUUCAUCCUUGGAACAGGUUACAGCAUCCUUGAGAGAAGCUGGCUUGGAAUCAUCAAAUCUCAUUGUGGGCUUUGAUUUCACUAAAAGCAAUGAAUGGACAGGGAAAGUAUCGUUCAAUAAUCGUAGCCUGCAUGCCAUUGGUGAUACACCUAAUCCAUAUGAAAAGGCCAUCUCAAUUAUUGGAAAGACUUUGGCUCCCUUUGAUGAUGAUAACUUAAUUCCCUGUCUUGGCUUUGGUGAUGCCACCACUCAUGAUCAAGAAGUAUUUAGCUUUCACAGUGAUCAUUCUCCUUGCCAUGGGUUUGAAGAAGUUUUAGCCUGCUACAAGAAGAUUGUUCCCAACUUACGACUUGCAGGGCCAACUUCUUAUGCACCGGUGAUUGAGGCUGCGAUGGACAUUGUGGAAAGAAGCGGAGGCCAAUACCAUGUGUUGGUUAUCAUAGCAGAUGGCCAGGUUACAAGAAGUGUCAAUACAGGUGCUGGGGAGCUAAGCCCACAGGAAGAGAAAACAAUCCAGUCAAUUGUGGAUGCUAGUUCAUACCCACUGUCGAUAAUUCUUGUUGGGGUUGGUGAUGGACCUUGGGAUGACAUGAAGAAAUUUGAUGACAAAAUCCCAGCGCGUGAAUUUGACAAUUUUCAGUUUGUUAACUUCACUGCAAUUAUGUCCAAAAAUACAACUACCUCUGAGAAAGAAACAGAGUUUGCUCUCGCUGCACUAAUGGAGAUCCCCUUCCAGUACAUAGCAGCUCGUGAAUUUGGUAUAAUUGGUUGUACUACAGGAAGAGCGAAGAAAAUCGUACCACGCCCUCCGCCAGCUCCUUACGUUCGUCAUCCACUGCCAGACCAUCAAUCGAGCAAUGUAUCUUCCACCGUUGUAGAUGAGAGAACCCAGGCCUGCCCUAUUUGCCUGACUAAUGGCAAGGACUUGGCCUUCGGUUGUGGACACAUGACUUGUAGAGACUGCGCAUCAAGGGUGUCAAAUUGCCCCAUAUGCCGCCGGCCUAUUACUAGCCGUCUUAGGCUGUUUGCUUGAAUGAAUGCACGUAGCGUUGUUUGAAGACUGCACCAGGGCAAGUGCUGUAUCUUAAACUGAAGAUAUUCCUAGGCUUUUCCUCCUCUCUUUGUGUGAAGGUGUGGAGACCUGAAUUUGUUUAUAUUCAAUUUCCAGCUACAGUUGCUAUGUAAAUUGCAUGUAAAAUUCAAGUGGGUUUGUUUUUGGGAUUCAAUGGAGGCAUAAUGGGCUUGGUAACAAUUGGUGGGUUAUACAGUGAAAGAUAGCUCGCUUUCUUUUUCAAGUUGAAUAACUUUAGAAUAGGAAAAUGAAGAGACUCGAAAUCGCUCUAUUCCUUACACCUUUAAAGUUGUAAAAAAUCCAAUAAGGUUUUUCCUGAUUUCAGUUUGUGCGAUUAGAAAGUAAUAAAAUGCAAAUGUUUAUUUUAA